AUGGAUCCUACUAUGGCUGCAUCAGCAGCCCAGCCGCUCUCCCUAGUAUCGGAUGAGUUGGCACGAGACUCAGACGUGACUGUCUCAACGGGGGUGACCCCCCAGGCGGAGUACAAGGGGUUUGCUGCUCAUGUUGUUUCAGGUGUGUUUCUGGCUAUAUGGAUAGCGUGGUCUAUCCUCCCUGAGAAUGUUCUCCAUGCAUUGGGUGUAUAUUACUAUCCAUCAAGAUGGUGGGCACUUGCCAUUCCUGCGUAUGCUUUAGUUGUGCUGGCGUACCUUUACGUGGGAGUGUUUUCUUACAACACAGAGGUGUUGACAUUGCCCGUCUGUGACAAUCGAAAUAUUGUGGACCAUACCGGUGUCGUGAUAACAGAGUUACAGGAUGUGAAGCAUGUAGAAGAUGUGCUCAAGUAUACACAUCGGAGCACAAGCGGCAUUUACGAUCUCCCUAUCGGUGUUGUUGAUCAGAUACUGGGGUAG
This is a messenger RNA of Pichia kudriavzevii, 480 nucleotides long. RefSeq lists its product as uncharacterized. The record is from RefSeq and is a predicted model, not a curated record. Bases 1 to 480 code for a protein of 159 amino acids. Lineage: Eukaryota; Fungi; Ascomycota; Pichiomycetes; Pichiales; Pichiaceae. The transcript has a single exon.